AUGGAACCGUCCACGAUGCCGACGACUCCGAGCAUGAUCCGUGUGGAAGAGGAGGAGUACGAUCUGCUGCGUAGUUAUUAUGACAAAAAGAGAAGAGCGCCGAUGAAUCAGGUGAAUUGGAGGGGACUGCAACACAAACAGAAGAUGGCUAUCUUAGGUGGAAUUCGACGAGAAAUACGGUUACCAGAAGAGACUGAAAGAAGGGGGAAAGUUCAAGAAACGGUCGACGAAGGUGGCGAGUCGGUUAGUUAUUUCGAAAACAUUUUGGCACGAUGUGGGUCGUGUCGAAAGUGAAACAGAUUGUGAGAAAUGAAGUGAACAGGUACUACGAGCCAUUCACUUCUGUCUCCAACUUCAAAUUGUUUCUCGUAAACUUGUUCCCCAUUGUGCAAUGGCUUCCUUUGUACGAUUGGAAGAGUGACCUAUCGUCAGAUGUGAUCGGAGGAAUCACAGUGGGAGUGCUUCAUGUUCCACAAGGUACGAUCUUCUUUUCUUGUGAUCUACGUCCACUUAUUCAGGAAUCGCCUACGCCAUUCUCUCCCGUCAGGAUCCCAUUGUCGGCCUGUACACUUCCAUCUUCCCCGUCCUCAUUUACAUGUUCUUCGGCACUUCUAAACAUGCCAGUCUGGGGACCUUUGCGGUUGUUGCCCUGAUGACCGGAUUGGCAGUGGAACGAGAAGCGUACAUUCCGGUCGACAAUGUGAACGCAACAAUACUUCCCGGAGAUGAGACUCUUCCAUCGCCCAUCGAAAUAUCCUGUGCACUCGUUCUCGGAGUCGGACUUGUUCAGGUAAUUUAGGUUGUACAACAGGAUCCAGAACAAUCUAGAGAUUUCAGUUUUUGAUGGGUAUUUUCCGUUUACAAUUUCUGACCACUUACCUUUCCGAUCAACUCGUCGCUGGAUUCACCACCGGCGCAUCCGUGCACGUACUCGUUUCGCAGUUCAAAGAACUGUUCGGAAUGAGAGGAAUGGUCAAACACAGCGGUCCCGGAUACUUGAUCCGAGUGAGCCUUUUUGUGAAUUGGCUAGAAUAGAAGUAGUUUCAAUUCAGAAUGUGACCGAUAUUAUUCUCAACAUGCUGAAUGCGAAUGUGAUGUGUUGUGCGAUUUCUUUGGCAACAAUGAUCAUUCUUCACUGCGGGAAAGUGUAUCUGAAUCCGAUUGUGAAGAGAAAACUGAGAUCGAAUGUACCCAUUCCUUGGGAACUUGUUGUGGUGGGCCAAUUUAUCAGAAAAUUGCGAAAGUUAGAGUUUCAGGUCAUUCUGUCCACAACAUUUGUUGCUCUAAUCAAUGGGAAUGAGGUGUAUCAGGUGAAAAUCGUGAACAAGAUUCCAACUGGGUGAGCACUCCGUCCCCUCCACCCUCCUCCAAUACCAUUCUUCUCCAGCCUCCCCGAACUUUCCCUGCCCCGUCCCAGUCUCAUCCCCUCCAUCCUUCCGGACGCCAUCAGCAUCGCCGUUGUCGUCGUCGCCGUCCACUUAUCACUCUCCAAAAUGGUCGCCAAGAAGUAUCAGUACGAUCUUGACGCCGGUCAAGAACUCUUUGCCCUCUCGUUCGUCGCCAUCGGCGGCAGCUUCUUCCCCACAUUUCCGACGUCUAUCGGAUUGGGAAGAACGAUGGUUGGAUUGGAAUCGGGCGUCAAAUCUCAAGUCGCCACGUUCUUCUCGUGUCUUUUUGUCUUCUCGAUCACUUUGUACUUCGGGAGGUUCCUGGAGACUCUGCCAAUGUGCGUCCUCUCCGCUAUUAUCAUUGUCGCUCUUAAGAGCAUGCUCUGGAAGUUGGGCGAUCUCAAGGAAUUGUGGAGACUUUCAAAAAUUGACUGUGUACGUUUAAGUUGUUUGAGUUAGAGCUGAAAUCUUUUGGUUUUCUAGUGGAUCUGGAUAGUCGCAUUCGUUGGAACCGUCCUGAUUGAUGUCUCUGAGGGACUGAUCAUUGCGAUCUUCUUCGCACUGUUCACAACCAUUUUGAGAGAACAAUAGUAGGUUUCUCAAUAGCUUUGUGCAAUCUUUCCUAUCUUUAGUCCCAAGUGGCAUUUGUUAGCAAACGUGAAAGACACUGACGAGUUUCGAAGUACACAACAAUACCAGGAAGCGAUAUUCUACAAAGGAAUCUGCAUUUUCCGAUUCGAUGCGCCGCUUCUAUUCCAUAAUGUUGAAUGGUAAAACAAAAUCAGCCUAUUCUAUUCUGAAAUAGAGCGUUCAGCUUCAAAAAGUGUGUGGAAAAGGCGUUUGAAGAGUGGAAGAAGUCGCCAGAGUUCCAUUCAAUAAAAGAGGAGCAGAACAAGACGGAGACGGGAUUCUCACUCGGAGGAUUCGCAGGAAUGCACCGGAUUGCUCCGUUGGCAGAACAGCCACUUCACCCGGGUGUUCACAGAGAUCCCAUUCUCUCGCGGCACUUUGUCAUCGACUGUUCCGGCCUCUCUUCCGUCGAUUUGAUGGGUGUCAGUGCUCUCAAAGAAGUGUUUUCUGAUCUGAGAAAGAAAGGAGCCCAGGUCUAUUUUGCGAGCACAAAAAGUAUUUUAUCGUCAUAAGAACUUCUAGUAACUAUUCAAUUGCAGUGCCCGUUCGAGAAAUGUUCGAGAAAUGUGACUUCUAUGAGUUUGUAUCCAAAGAAAACUUCUACCCAACAUUGAGAGAUGCCACUGGAAUCGCCCGAUUACGACAGAACGAGUCAGUCUUCCUCGAGAUUUUCCCACUUUUUCUAACCAUUUUUUUUUCUAACCACUUUCAGAUUCGGCUUCAUGGACACUGCGAAGAUUCCUGAGUUUGACAAUAUUUCGAAUCUGGCCAGCAAUUUGCCGAAUCAUUGA
Molecule: messenger RNA, 2809 nt
Organism: Caenorhabditis sp. 36 PRJEB53466
Lineage: Eukaryota; Metazoa; Nematoda; Chromadorea; Rhabditida; Rhabditidae
Source: the annotation of a GenBank genome assembly